This is a messenger RNA of Corylus avellana, 1275 nucleotides long. The record is from RefSeq and is a predicted model, not a curated record. Lineage: Eukaryota; Viridiplantae; Streptophyta; Magnoliopsida; Fagales; Betulaceae.
AUGUCGUUCUUUACCACUCCCCGUAAGUCUCCUCGAAAGCAUGGGAUGCAAACCCCAUCCCCACCAGAGGUUCCCAUUCUGCUGGCAAAUGUGAAAUGGGAACAAGAGCACGAGGAUAUCUUGGUGCAUAUUCUUUGCAACUGCCAAGAUGACGGAGUUCGCCAUCCCUUUGGGAAGCAUAUGCCGAACAUCACGAAAAAAUUAAACAGACGGCUGAAGGAUGGCACCGCCUACACACAAAAACAGGUUGGCGACAAAAUUAAGCAUCUUUGGGAGCUUUGGGUGUACUUCUCGGAAUUUGUCCGAGAUAAGGUAGGAACCGGCUGUGGGUGGGAUGAUGAUUUGGGGAUUGUCACGGGAACUCCGAAACAAUGGGAACACAUCCGACUGACAACGAGCCUCAAGAAGUACUACAAAUUCCGAAAUGGCCCCCCGACAAACUUCAAGCACAUAUGCUACAUCUUUGAGGGCUCAACAUCCACUGGAAAGUGGAGGUAUGCUAGCACACAAUCACCCCCGGGCAGCGAUUGUGAAGAGAAUGACAUCGAUCUCAACAACCCUGCGGCGAUCAUAGACCUCACGGAGCCCCAUUGUGCAUCAUCUCACAAGGCAAGAAGAAAAGGAAAAGGGAAGUUGAAGAGGGAAGGUUCUCACUUGCAGGGAUCGAACUCUAGCAAGCGUUCAUCCAAGGGUGAGCAAAUUUAUUCGGAGCUGCGAAGUGAGCCUGUUGAUAUGUACGCAGCUGGCCCGUCUAAUGGUAACAUUGGUAAUGCACGUCAUUGGGCGGACAAUAUCGAUGAAUUGCUCGACUCGGAUGCAUUCGACACAGACGACGAGGAUGAGUGUAAUUUUGAGGCUAAAGCGCUGUGCAGGCUUGGAAAAACUAUUAUAUGUCCAGCUGCGAUGGAGUUGCCUCAUCCAUACGUUGCCCGAAAUGGCCGCUACUAUCUAUGGUUUGCGAAAUGCAUUGGAGCGAUUGACGGCACUCACGUUAAAGCGUGCGUUCAAGGUGAGAACAUUGUGCCCUACAGAAGCAGGAAGUCCACAAUAACACAGAAUGUCAUGUGCGUCGUUGACUUCGACCUUUGCUUCACAUACGUUUAUGCUGAAUGGGAGGGCAACACUCAUGAUUCGCUGAUUUUCCAGGAGUGCAUCGAGGAUCCCAUCACUCUUUUCCCCAUGCCGGUCGAAGAUUACUUUUACUUGGUUGACUCGGCCUACGGAUGCUACAAGGGAUUUUUACCCCCACAUCGCAACGAGCGAUACCAUUUGUAA